Molecule: messenger RNA, 1234 nt
Organism: Leptonychotes weddellii (Weddell seal)
Lineage: Eukaryota; Metazoa; Chordata; Mammalia; Carnivora; Phocidae
Source: RefSeq, a predicted model, not a curated record
UUAGCGCCCGGCUAAGGCCGCCUGAGAGAACCCGACGAGAGGCCGGAAGCACUCGGAAGUCACGUGCUCCCCGGGCCUCGAGUGUGAUUGGCUUGGAAGGACGUGAAUGAUGCUGCUGUGAUUGCUGAAUUGUCUGGGCAGGGUUUGGAGUCUGGUAAGCUCUGGUGACCUGUGCAUCCUUCUGGAGGAAGUGGAGGGAGAGGCCUGCUUUCUCUGGACUCUAGCGGUCACAACCCCAUCAGAGCCCUGAAGGCCCACCUCAGGCGUCAUCAACAUGGAGUUCUGAAGUCCAUGUGGCUCCUCACAGUGACCCAGGUCUUAAGGAAAAUGCAGAGGCGCCACAGCAGUAAUACGGAUAACGGUCCACCUGAAAGAAAUCGCAGCCAAGCGCUCAGCUCUGAGGCGAGCGUGGAUGAAGGCGGUGUCUUUGAGAGUCUGAAGGCAGAGUCGGCCUCCCCACCUGCGCUCUUCUCUGGUCUCCCCGGCCUCCCAGCGGGCAGCCUGCCCGCCACCCCGUUUCCGUCCAGCCUGGUGCUUGGGGCAUCGGCCGGAGGCGGGGACGUGUUCAUCCAGAUGCCUGCGUCCAGGGAGGAGGGCGGGGGCCGGGGCGAGGGGGGCGCCUACCACCAUCGCCAGCCCCACCACCACUUCCACCACAGCGGCCACCGCGGGAGCUCACUGCUGCAGCACGUGGGCGGGGACCAUCGCGCCCACUCGGACGAGGGUGGCGACGAGCAGCCGGGGACGCCCGCCCCUGCCCUGUCCGAGCUGAAGGCCGUGGUCUGCUGGCUCCAGAAAGGCCUGCCCUUCAUCCUGAUCCUCCUGGCCAAAGUGUGCUUCCAGCACAAGCUCGGCAUUGCCGUGUGCAUCGGGAUGGCUAGCACCUUUGCCUACGCCAACUCCACGCUGCGAGAACAGGUCUCUCUGAAGGAGAAGAGGUCGGUGCUGGUCAUUUUGUGGAUCUUGGCCUUUCUGGCGGGGAACACCCUAUAUGUGCUCUAUACGUUCAGUUCCCAACAGCUGUACAACAGCCUCAUAUUCCUAAAGCCCAACCUGGAGACGCUGGACUUUUUCGACCUGCUGUGGAUUGUGGGCAUCGCUGAUUUUGUGCUGAAGUAUGUCACCAUUGCCCUCAAGUGCCUCGUCGUGGCCCUGCCCAAGAUCAUCCUGGCUGUCAAGUCUAAGUGACCAAAGUGGCAUCUAGAUGCAAGGGAACCUGGGAGAAACAGUCUUU